Molecule: messenger RNA, 2363 nt
Organism: Oncorhynchus kisutch (coho salmon)
Lineage: Eukaryota; Metazoa; Chordata; Actinopteri; Salmoniformes; Salmonidae
Product: mRNA turnover protein 4 homolog
Exons: 8
Coding region: 94-804 (236 amino acids)
Biological process (GO): nuclear-transcribed mRNA catabolic process; rRNA processing; ribosomal large subunit biogenesis
Cellular component (GO): nucleolus; preribosome, large subunit precursor
Molecular function (GO): RNA binding
Source: RefSeq, a predicted model, not a curated record
UAUUGUCAGGCAUAUUUUGGACAGCUAUAUUCAGUAGACAGAAACACGUGGAGUUCUUUUCCUCCCUAGGUCUUGUUCUACAACGUGAUAACCAUGCCAAAGUCAAAGAGGGACAAGAAAAUUUCACUAACAAAAACAGCCAAGAAGGGUCUGGAAACAAAACAGAACUUAAUAGAAGAGUUGCGGAAAUGUGUGGAUAUGUACAAGCACCUGUUCAUCUUCUCUGUGGCAAACAUGAGGAACAACAAAUUGAAAGACAUCAGGACAGCCUGGAAACACAGUCGAUUCUUUUUUGGAAAAAACAAAGUGAUGAUGAUCGCUAUAGGUAAAGGAUCAACAAGCGAGUACAAAGACAAUUUGCACAAGGUCAGCAGGUUUCUGAGAGGAGAAGUGGGUGUGUUAUUCACAAAUAAAACCAAAGAAGAGGUACAAGAGUAUUUCAGCCAGUUCAAAGAGAUGGAUUUUGCACGAGCAGGAAACAAGGCAGGAAUGACCUUAACACUUGAUGAAGGACCCCUGGAACAGUUCCCUCACUCCAUGGAGCCACAGCUGAGACAGUUGGGACUACCCACAGCACUCAAGAAAGGAGUGGUGACGCUACUGAAAGACCAUGAAGUGUGCAAAGAGGGAGACACACUAACCCCUGAACAGGCCCGUAUUCUGAAACUCUUUGGGAUUGAGAUGGCUGAAUUCAGAGUGCAGAUCCAGUGCAUGUGGAACUCUGAAACGAGCGACUUUGAGAAGCUAGCUGAGGAAGAGGCCAUGCAGGAGAACGAUGAGGAAGAAGGGAAUGAAUCUGGAUAGAGCAAUGGACUUCUCAGACUUGUUUUUAAUACUGUGCCUUUUUUUGUAGGUCAAAACAAACUACUUUAAAGUGUUUCCUAAUUGCAAUGUUACCCAUGGAAUUGUGUAUAUACAUUUUUGUGCUUUAUAAAAAAAAAAAUGGUCCACUCAAAUACAACAGUACAAACUUACAGUAUGCUGGGUUGUGUCCUAUAAAACAUCCCACAAAAGAAAGUUGGAAUUGUUAAUGCGAAGUAUAUCUUUAAGCUAGGCUGUAAAAUCGCAACGCCGUGGCAGAUAUCAGUAAGGGAAAAAAAAUACCGUCCCAAUUGCUCCACAGUUUAUUAAAGUCAAGACAGCCACCAGAAAAAGUUUCCUGAACACAACUACCCUCAAUUAAUUGAAUUUACAUUAAGUGAUAUAAUAGGACCAAAAUCAUAAUCUGCACUUUUUUUGUAAUUUCACUAAAGCAUCAAUGUGAUAACCAAACGGACUUAUUUAUAAAAACCUACAUCUCACUGUACAUGUUAAUUAGCUAACUGUAUACGGCACAUUUGGUAAAAAGGCAACAGUCAGUGGAUAUAGUCAAUCAGAUGUGGGCUCUAGACUAGCCAGGGUUGUUGAGGAGCCAUCUAGCGGAAGUAAUUGGGGCACUCGUGGGCCACCAGGUCCCAGGCAUGUUUGAAUGCCUCCACCACACGCUCAUCCAGAGGCCCAUCCUCAGAGGCAGAAAGGUUUUGAUCUAGCUGCUCCAUACUGGACAUCCCAAUGAUUACACCAUCUCCCAAAUCACCCUGGAACAGUGGAGACAAAGUCCAGGUAUAAGAGGACCCACCAAUUAACACUACAUACACCACUUUUUCAUUCAACUUAUGACAAUUGUUUAAAUAGUACUGCUGUCAUUGAGUGAAAUGUUCCUUUUCACAUUGUAAAGAAGAAGAAAAAGAUUUGUAAUCAUUGACUUAUUACAGGCAGCCCUAUUCUGGCAAAAGAGCUGAUCUGAUUAGUGGAAUUAGUAGUCAAUUACUGGAAAAGGGUCUGAAUAGCUGAUAGUGAGUUGUCCCUGUUAAUUAUUGAAUGUGGUCAGUUACCUUGAGGUGGGAGUGGUGGUACAUCCAGCGUAGAGCAGCAGAUGUCAUGGAGGGUUUGUUUGAGCCAUACGCUGUCUCCAUGGCCUUCUGAACAAGGUCUAUCGCCUGGAAGUGGCUCUCCUUCCAGUACCUGACACACAACACAAAUCAUCUAAAUGUAAUGUUUAAUUGUAUCUAGUGUAAAGCUAAUCUGGACAAAUCAUGUUUUUAAUGUAACUACUGUGACCAUACUAGUUUAUUAAUACCAUUUUAUUCUGUUCUCACCUGUCUCUGUAAGCACCAGCCCAGUUGUUACCAAAGAAACGUCCUGAAGGCUGAGAACCUUCUUUGUCCUGAUAAUGGUACUUCCCUGUGAGAAGGCCCCCUGGUUGCAUAGAAGAACAGAGUGAAUGUUAAACCAUGUUCUCACACUAGACAUUGAGAUGUUUUAUGAUCCUCAAAAUCUUGUCAUUUUAGAGGCGUUAUAAACUCAGCAAAAAAAGAAACGUC